Syngnathoides biaculeatus (alligator pipefish) is the source of this 5999-nucleotide messenger RNA. It is a transcript of the gene kcnq3, whose product is annotated as potassium voltage-gated channel, KQT-like subfamily, member 3. Gene Ontology annotation, biological process: transmembrane transport; potassium ion transport. The record is from RefSeq and is a predicted model, not a curated record. Gene Ontology annotation, cellular component: membrane. NCBI's taxonomy places the organism in Eukaryota, Metazoa, Chordata, Actinopteri, Syngnathiformes, Syngnathidae. Gene Ontology annotation, molecular function: voltage-gated potassium channel activity. Bases 1059 to 3551 code for a protein of 830 amino acids. The transcript has 16 exons.
AUGGCCACCACAUCCGACAAAGCAACAUCACUGUUGGCGGUGUUAGCCAUUUCCAGUCAGCAGUAACCACAGUGAACGUAAACAUUACAGUACUGAGAGGAAAGGCUAAGACGCUACACAGUAAUUUGUUUGUUUGUUUUAUUCCAUCAUCACAAAUUGUGUUUUUAUCUAUUUUUUUUGGGACAAUAUUUAUAUUUGAGCACACAGCAAUCAAUCUCGAGAAAAUCUAAUACUGUUCUGCGGCUUGAACGGAUUAAUGGUAUUUGUAUUAAUUUCAAUGGGAAGGAUUACGUCGGUUUAGGAACUUUUCAGUUUUUCAAACUCGGUUUACAGAGCAAUUCAAAUUCUUAACCUGAGUUUCCGCUGAGUGUGUACAGUAUGCGAUGUAAGUGUGUGUGUAAGUGUGUUCAUGUGUGCGUUUACGAACGAUAAAUCCCGCCUGGGAUUUACAGCCUCCAAUUGGCUGCCAAUCAACCAAACCAUUAAUCAAUCCGUGAAAACUUUAUUGAUUAGGGAGCGUAUGGAUGUUCCUGGAUGAUGUCGUGUUUCUUUUUUUUUUCACACUGUUAUUUCACCCAUGCGCGUGGCCGUUCCCCGCGUGAACAAGGUGUACCUGCUCCUCUUCCUCCUCCCCCGCAUGCACGCGCCCCCGUCGCGUCCACGCGGCUUGUGUCUCUCCUGUGCUUUACUUCCAGUAUCGAGCAGCUCCUUCAUUCCUUCCUUCCUUCCUCUCCUGCUCUGCUCACCUCCUCCUGCACGAAGCAUCUCCACUCUCCGGCGCUCGUCUCCACCCUGCUCCUCUUCCUCCUCUUCCUCCUCUCCUCCUCUCCUCCUCCUCCUUCUUGUUCUUUUUGUUGCUCCUGUGCCGUCUUCGCUGCGGUGCUGCCUGCAUGGAGACAGGAAGCCAGGGAGACCCGAGCCAUGCACGCCGCCUCGCCCCCUGGCACCUCCUCUCGCAGCAUCCUUGAAUGACCCGAAGCUGAGGGCGCAGCGGGGACCCGGACCCGGACCGGACCGGACCAUGGCAUGCGGCCCGACCCGGGCAACCAGCACUGACCAUGGGACUGCGGUCCAGGAGUGGAGCUAGUGGCUCGGAGGACCGCAAGAAGGACCCCCCAGACCGGCAGGGCGGCGACGUGGGGGGGGACAAGGAUGGCGCCCUGCUGGUGGCGUUGGCGGCUGGCCGGGAGGACUACAGGCGUGGGUCCCAGGGCACAUCGGCCAUUGGGCUUCUGGCCAAGACCCCCCUGAACUACAGCCGACCCGCCAAAAGGAAUAACGUCCGCAAGAGGAGGAUUCAAAACCUCAUCUACGACGCACUGGAGAGACCCCGAGGAUGGGCGCUGCUCUACCAUGCCUUUGUUUUUCUGAUCGUCUUGGGGUGUUUGAUUUUGGCUGUGUUGACCACCUUCAGAGAGCACGAGAAGACGUCAGCUCAUUGGCUGGUGGUUCUGGAAACAUUUGCCAUUUUCAUCUUCGGGGCCGAGUUUGGGUUGCGGAUUUGGGCUGCGGGAUGCUGCUGUCGUUACAAAGGAUGGCGAGGAAGACUCAAGUUCGCCCGGAAGCCGCUUUGCAUGCUGGACAUCUUCGUUCUGAUGGCGUCGGUGCCAGUGGUGGCGGUGCGUAAUCAAGGCAACGUGCUCGCCACGUCCCUGCGUAGCCUGCGCUUUCUGCAGAUCCUGCGCAUGUUGCGUAUGGACCGCAGAGGAGGAACCUGGAAGCUGCUUGGCUCUGCCAUCUACGCACACAGUAAGGAGCUGAUCACGGCAUGGUACAUUGGCUUCCUGUCACUGAUCCUAGCGUCCUUCCUGGUCUACCUGGUGGAGAAAGACGACGUGUCGGUGGACGUCUCCAAUCAGGAUGAUCCCACCACUCAGCCCAAAGUUCAGGACUUUGACACCUAUGCGGACGCGCUGUGGUGGGGGCUGAUCACUUUAACCACCAUCGGCUACGGUGACAAGACACCAAAGACGUGGGCGGGGAGACUUUUAGCUGGAACCUUUGCUCUGAUCGGCGUCUCCUUUUUCGCGCUGCCUGCAGGCAUCCUGGGUUCCGGUCUGGCUCUGAAAGUCCAGGAACAGCACAGACAAAAACACUUUGAGAAGAGACGCCAUCCGGCUGCCGGACUCAUCCAGUCGGCGUGGCGCUAUUAUUCCACUAAUCCAAUCAGGGAAGACCUCAUCGCCACGUGGAGGUUCUACGAAACCAUCAUCUCGCUCCCGUGUUUCAGGCGAGACCACCUCGAUGUCAUGGCAAGCCAGAAGAUGACACUGCUGGAGCGCGUCCGCCUUCCUAACGCGCGUCCGACGAUGGCGGCGGUGGCGGUGGCGGCGAGCCGGAAGAUGGUGGGCAACGCCGAGGGGCUUGAAGAGAGUCCCUCCAAGGAGCCCAAACCAGCUGGAUUCAGCAACCGCGAACGCUUCCGCACAGCCUUCCGCAUGAGGGCGGCCACGCUGAGGCAGAGCUCAGAAGAUGCAGCAGCUCUUCCAGAAGUGGUCCCGGAGGAACGCGGCUUCCCGCCUGAUAUCCUGCUGGAGGAGAUGAUCCCCACGCUCAAGCUUGCGAUCCGAGCUGUCAGAAUCAUGACGUUCCUGCUGAACAAGAAGCGCUUCAAGGAAACGCUGAGGCCUUAUGAUGUGAAGGAUGUGAUCGAGCAGUACUCCGCUGGACAUCUGGACAUGCUCUGCAGGAUCAAGUACCUUCAGACCAGGAUCGACAUGAUUCUGGCACCAGGAGCCACCCUCACCCCCAAACAGAAGAAAACUGUAAAGCCGCCCUUUAAUUACCCCAACAACCAGUCGCCCAGGCAUGAGUCCUUCUUGCCCAAACCUCAGUCCAUGGCAGAAGCUGACGAUCAGAGCAUGAUGGGAAGAUUUGUGCGUGUGGAAAGACAGGUGGAGGACAUGGAGAAGAAGUUGGACUUCCUGGUGGACAUGCACAUUCAGCACAGCGAGCACCUACAGGUGGACUCAGCGGGUGGUGCCCAUAUGACCCUGGAGCCCUGCCACCCUCCGUUAGGCGGCGAUAUCCGCCGGGCCUUCCUGAACUAUGGUGAAAGUUUCCAGCAGACGUACCGGCCGGCUGCCGUUGAGGUGGGACCUGCGGGCGGAGGGGGCGCCCCCUCUCAUGGCCAACCGCGCCCAUCCGUGCCUACGUACACGGCGCGCCCCACCGUGCUGCCCAUCAGCUCCCUGCAGGACUUGUCUGGGGGGCGCGGCAGGACCACGGGAGGGUGCACGGGAAGGUGUGGAGGCGACUCACCGUUGUCGCUGCUGUCGGUCAAUCACGAGGAGCUGGAGCGCUCGCCCAGCGGCUUCAGCUUCUCUGGCGAGCGCGACUGUGAGGAGGGGGCGGCGGAGGAGGGCGGCUCGGUGGCCAGAGCCCGGACAGCAGCCGCAGAGGAGGGCGGACUGACCCAACCCAGACCCGUCUAUCUGGCGGAGGGAGAGACGGACACUGACACUGACCCCUUCACACCGAGUGGUGGGCCUCUGCCCCUCUCGUCCACAGGGGAGGGGUUGGGUGAUGCCGUUUGGAGUACGCCCCCCUGAGUGAGGGGGGGACCCCUCUCUGCAUCACUUGUCAACUCUGAACCUUUAAUCGAAGCCACGCCUCCACACUUCAACUCGUACGAGGAUGUCCGCCACCAUGCUGCCGGAAUGUCAGCGAUUUUAGUGGCAGGGUUGCAAAAUUUUCAGUACAUUUCUGGAAAGUUUCAGGUACAUUUACAUGGCAGGGAAUUUACAGGAAUAGCUAAAAUAUCAAUUCAAGUUUCUUACUAAGAUCUAACGUGCAAUUUGGUAAAUUCCUGGUUUAUUCUGGUCAAUUCCCAUGAAAGUUUCCAGUUUAAAAAACUCCUAGGAUUUUGCAACCCUAGUAAUCAGCGAUUUGACACCAUGAAGGGGACUGUGGAGAAGGAAACUUUACGCCGCCGCAUGUGACGCAUGCUCACUAGCGUAGAUGCCGGCCUGCAGCAGUGCAGGAAGUGCUGGAUGACGCUCACACCUGCUACGCCAUCUAGAGGAACAUUUAAUUCACGUCACAACACUUUCAUACAUGCGUCAUACAUCUUACACACAUGUACAAUAUGCACCUGACAUGUAUCGGAAAACAAAUUCAGCGUUUCACUUUUUUCACAAUUUUUUUGGUCAAAGUUGUAUUUCAAAAAUGCAUAAUAUUCAUUUUUUCCCACCUCAAAAUUCUACACACAGCACAGCGGUCCCCGUCCUCCCUAGAAUUCAAGUGGGAUUCAUAUCUAAACUCAUCUGUGAGUUGUCAAUACAGCACUAAUAUGAGUCAUUCCACACACAGGAUAAAGAAGACAUGGCCAUGACUACUGUUAAUGUCUGCCUACAUUUGUUGCUGAACCAUUUGUGUUCAGUCUAUCGCUUAAAGACUUAAAACACCAAAAUUUUGUUGCUAAACCGUAUUAGCAUUAACCAAGUGGACCUUUACUGUUAAUGAAUUUGCAAAAAUGUCAACAGAAAAAAAAAAGAAUUUUGAGUAAAAAUCAAUUUAUUUUUAGGUUGGAAUAAAGUUGUAAAUUGAAAUGUGAAAAAAGUGAAGCGCAGGGAAUACUUUCCGGAUGCACACAAUACUUUGUACACUUUUAGUUUGCAUGAGUGCAUGUUAGAUUGCCAUCUAGUGGCCACAUUCAACCAAAAGUUUCAUGUGUGUGCUUGCGUGCGGUCUGUUGUCUGUCCAUCACGCAGACAAAUGGGUGUGGCUUUAUUGUCACAUGACUUUGCUGCGUGAUUAACAGCCUCCAAGUGUCAAUCAAUCAAGGUGAUGUCCAACGUGCCAAAAUGCACUCUCACAUUUAUUUAUUUAGUAUUUUUGGGGGGGUUGCUCCUGAUGGACGUCACUGUGACAACAAGUCAUCGCCUUCAUAAAAAUGACAAACAAAACUUUGGGAAAAAAAAUCAGUGAAAUAAAUACAAUAUUUUCUGCAGAUUUUCUAACGCAUAAAAAUAUUUUCUAAAAAAAAAAAAAAAACGUUCAAGCCUUUCUAGUCUGUCUUGUUGUCAUGUGACAUGCUCCAGACGUGCUCAUUGGUUUCACCAUUUGAUGCUGCAGUUGUCAGGGCAACUCGCCACAAACUUUGGGCGCAAACACGUUGACAGGAGGCGGGUCCUCACUCACUAGCUUUCAUCAUCCAGUCAUCAUAAAUUCAGCAAAACAAAGGAAGAAACUUACCGCGCAUUUUAAUGUUUCAUUAAUAUAACAUUAAUUCAUGUUUCAGCAAAUGAAGGUUUCAUAAUGCAGCUUUACACUAUGAUGAUUAUUUAGAACACGUAUUUAUGAUUAUUAAUUUACAAUGACGGUAGACGAACCAAACAACAACUACUUUAGACGCUACACACACUUAAUACAGUAAUACUAAUAUCAAUAUUGAUAAUUGUCAUGGUUGACGGCUGCCUUCACGUGAGUCACAUGACAUCUUCACACAUCGGCUUCAGCUUAUUAUUAAGCACACACACACACACUCACUGGCUACUUCUUUAGGACCACACUAGGUACGUCAUAAUAUUAGGGACAGCUGUAACGGUAACAAUUCAACGAAUGCCUCUCUGAAAUUGGAUCACAUCAGAUGUUGUACCUAAUGAAGUAUCCAGCGAGUGUUUCUAUAGUUAUGAAUCAUGUAUGGAUAAAUAUAUACUGUUCAACAACAGCCAACAGCAUGACGUGGCUGUGUAUUGUUAUGCAAUCACACUUACUCUUUAUAGUUCAAUGUAGGAAUAAGAUCUGAACAUUUCCUUUCUCCUUUCUGCACUUUCUUUUCCACAUACACUCGUAAUUGCGCAACUAGGACUUUGGUUUCAUGACAUCAAGUAUAUUGACAUUUAAUGACAUUUUUGGGUGUUUGAGGGCAUGUUUCAUGACGUAGUUGUAGACAUGACAUGUUGGAUGACAUGCUUCAGGACACUUUUAAUCAAAUGGCCUGGUGAACAGUUGCCGGUGUACCGCGCCUCUCGCCUGAAGAAAGCUGGGAUAGGCUC